AUGACGGACCGCGACAUCCUCCCCGACAACUUCAAGCCCACCCACUAUGAUCUCGAGAUCCGCGAUCUCGACUUCAACUCGUGGUCCUACAAGGGCACCGUAAGGAUCGACGGUAACCUCGUCAAGCCCACCAAGGACAUUGUCCUCAACACCCUCGAAAUCAAGCUCCUCAAUGCCAAGUUGACGGCUGGCCAAAAAUCAUGGGAGUCGACCACCUUCGCCGAGGACACCAAGGCCCAGCGCUCCACCAUCUCCUUCCCCGAGGACCUUCCCGUCGCCGACAAUGUCUCCCUGACCCUCGAGUUCACCGGUGAGCUCAACCACGACAUGGCCGGUUUCUACCGCUCCCAGUACAAGCCCGCUGCCCCUGCCGCCGCCAGCCCCAACCUCAAGGCCACCUUUGAUUUCGCCAUUGAGAUCCCCGAGGACCAGGUCGCCCUCUCCAACAUGCCCGUCAAGGAAACCAAGUCCUCCGGUCCCAACAAGAAGAUUGUCUCUUUCGAGCGCAGCCCUGUCAUGAGCACCUACCUCCUGGCCUGGGCUGUUGGCGACUUUGAGUACGUCGAGGCCUUCACCGACCGCGAGUACAAUGGCAAGAAGCUCCCCGUCCGUGUCUACACCACCCGCGGCCUCAAGGAGCAGGGCAUGUGGGCUCUUGAGCACGCCCCCAAGAUCAUCGACUACUUCUCGGAGCAGUUUGAGAUUGACUACCCUCUCCCCAAGAGCGAUAUCCUGGCUGUCCACGAGUUCACCCACGGCGCCAUGGAGAACUGGGGUCUUGUCACUUACCGCAUGACCGCUAUUCUGUUCGACGAGAAGCUUUCCGAGGCCAGAUUCCGCAACCGUAUUGCUUACGUCGUUGCCCACGAACUUGCCCAUCAGUGGUUCGGUAACCUUGUGACCAUGGACUGGUGGGAUGAGCUUUGGCUUAACGAGGGUUUCGCUACCUGGGCUGGUUGGCUCGCGACCGAUCACCUCCACCCUGACUGGGAGGUGUGGCCGCAGUUCAUUAACGAGGGUAUGGACCAGGCUUUCCUCCUCGACUCUGUCCGCGCUUCGCACCCCAUUCAGGUCGAGGUUCGCGACGCUCUUGAUGUGAACCAGAUUUUCGACAAGAUCAGCUACCUCAAGGGUUGUUCCAUGAUUCGCAUGUUGGCCUCCCACCUUGGUAUCAAAACUUUCCUCAAGGGUAUUGCCCUCUACCUCCAGCGCCACGCUUACGGCAAUGCCAAGACCGAGGCUCUCUGGAACGCCUUGAGCGAGGCUUCUGGUGUCGAUGUCAAGACCAUUAUGCGCCCCUGGAUUGAGGAACUCGGUUUCCCUGUUGUCAGCGUUACCGAGGGUCAGGAUCAGACUCUUUCAGUUAAGCAGGCCCGCUUCCUCUCUACCGGCGAUGUCAAGCCUGAGGAUGACAAGACCACCUGGUGGAUUCCCCUGUCCCUCAAGGGCAAGGUUGGCUCCCAGGAUAUUGAGCCUUUGUCUUUCCAGACCAAGGAGACCACCAUCGACGGCGUCAGCCAAGACUUUUACCAGCUCAAUGCCAACGCCACCGGCUUCUACCGCGUCAACUACCCCGAGUCUCGUCUCAAGACUCUGGGCACUCAGCUCGCUCAUCUUACUACCGAGGACAAGAUCUUCAUCACCGGUUCCGCGGCCGAUCUUGCAUUUGCUGGCAACUCCACCACUGCCGCUCUGUUGUCUUUCGUCCAGGGCCUGAAGAACGAGACCCACUACCGUGUUCUUAGCCAAGCUUUGGACUCGGUCAACACCCUCAAGUCCAUCUUCGGCGAUGAUGAGGAGGUCAAGAAGGGCCUCGAGAAGUUCACUCUGGAGCUUGUUGACAAGGCUCUCAAGGAGGUUGGCUGGGAACCCAAGCACGGCGAGAACUACAACAUCCCUCUCCUCCGCAAGCGUCUUCUCCUCACUGCUGUCGCCAACUCGCACGAGGAGGUUAUUGAUGAGGCUUUCAAGCGCUGGAACGCCUGGCGCGCCGACCCUACCGGUGCUCCCAUUCCUGCGGAUCUCCGUCUCCCCGUCUACCGUGCUGCCAUUAAGAGGGACGCCGCCAACGCCGUUGCCGCUAUCAAGCACGAGUGGUUCACCACCCCCGCAAUCGACGGCAAGGAGGUUUGCCUCCAGGCUCUCGGCCAGGUCACCGACGAGGCCCUCGUCAAGGACGUCCUCCUCCCCUUCCUCUUCGACGCUGCGCCUCCCGCCCACCCCAGAGACUCUGUUCCCGGCGCCGACAUGCACAUUCUCUCUGGCAACUUGGCCGGUAACCGCAUCGCUCGUCCUCUUCUCUGGGCCUACAUCCGCGACAACUGGGACAAGUUCAACGGCAAGCUCGGCGGCAACCCCAUUCUUGUCGACCGCAUGAUCCAGGUCAGCUUGCCCAAGUUUGCGGAUCUCGAGACGCUCAAGGAGAUCGAGGACUUCUUCACCAAGGUCAGCACCAAGGGCUUCGACAGGACGCUGGAGCAGGUCAAGGAUAAGAUUAGGGGACGGGCGUCGUACAAGCUUAGGGAUGCCGAGGGUGUUAAGAGCUGGUUGAAGGCUAAUGGGUAUUAA
Molecule: messenger RNA, 2568 nt
Organism: Sordaria macrospora k-hell
Lineage: Eukaryota; Fungi; Ascomycota; Sordariomycetes; Sordariales; Sordariaceae
Source: RefSeq, a predicted model, not a curated record